CGACAAGUUAUCCGUCAUUGAUCUCACCACCCAACUCUUCAAAUCCCUCUCUCUCUCUCUUUUAUCGAGCACCAUAGAACGCCAUUUUUAAACAACAAAGAGAGCUAUCAAAUCCAUUUCUCAUCUCUAAGGCGGAAAAGAGCACCUCUUCACUCUAUCUCAACGUAUAAUCAAGCUUUCGUCUCUUCAAAAUGGUCAAAGAAGACAGUGAGGAGGAAACGAGAGUUGUCCUUACAAAGCCUUUCUCAUUAGAAGGCGGCUCAGAUGUUUAUCAGGCUCCUAAUCUUGUUCGUCGAAUUUUAAGCCUGUUUGGAAAUGUACGGCCAGGAUCAGACCUCAACGGCUUUCAGCUACCACCUAUUUUCAACCUUCCAAAAUCACACCUUCAAUGUUAUGGUGAAUCUGUAUAUUCUGUGGAUAAAGAUUUGUUGCGAGAGUGCAAUAAUGCACGAAACCCAGUUGAUAGAUUCAUAGCAGUAAUAGGAUGGAGCAUUUCUGCUUGUGCUCGUCCUGGUGUUUUUGGUCUUGCUCCUUACAACUCUGUUCUCGGAGAGACUCACCAUGUCUCCAGAGGAAGUCUCAAUGUUCUACUCGAACAGGUUUCACAUCACCCACCAGUUUCUGGUCUUCAUGCAACGGAUGAGACAGAAAAUAUAGAGAUCAUAUGGUGCCAAUAUCCAAUUCCAAAAUUCUAUGGGACUAAAGUGGAAGCUGAGGUGUGUGGAAAAAGGGAACUAAAGCUGUUGAAUCAUGGAGAAACUUAUGUGAUGAAUUCACCAAACCUGUUGAUCAGACUUCUUCCACCUGGUCUGGAUUGGGUUGGUAAGGUUAAGGUCCAAUGCCAAGAGACUGGCCUUGAAGCUGAGUUAAUUUAUUCCACCAAUUCUUUCUUAGGGCGAAGGGGGGCCCAUUCAAUUAAAGGAAGAAUAUACCAAUCAUCCUCUUGCAACACUCUUUAUGAGGUUAAUGGAUAUUGGAACAGCAUUGUAACAGUUAAGGACAUCAAUGAUGGGAAAGAGACGGCCAUAUACAAUGCAAAAGAAGCGAUCUCAGUGCUUAAAACCCCAAUAGUUAAGGAUCCUCAGGGAAUUUUGGCCAGUGAAUCAGCUGUAGUAUGGAGUAUGGUUAGUGAAAGCAUCCUAAACAAAGACUGGGAGAAAGCAAGACAAGCAAAGAAAGCUAUUGAAGAAAAACAGAGGGAGCUUGUGAGACAGAGAAACUCAAGAGGAGAAAAUUGGGUUCCUAAACAUUUCAAUUUGUCAUAUAGCAAGGAAGCUGGAUGGGAUUGCUUACCUACUCAAAAAUGGGUUUCACCAGCUCCCAUUAUUGUCCCCUUUUGAUACCAUAUAAUACAUAAUCAAUAUUAUAAUGUAUCUAUUUAUCAUACUUUAAUAUUAACAUAUUCCAUCAAGUGAUCAAAGUUUGUUUCACAUUUGAUUAAAAUCAUAAAUAUGCUCUCUUUUAAAUCC
This is a messenger RNA of Jatropha curcas, 1469 nucleotides long. Its product is annotated as oxysterol-binding protein-related protein 4B. Gene Ontology annotation, molecular function: sterol binding. Gene Ontology annotation, cellular component: membrane; cytosol. NCBI's taxonomy places the organism in Eukaryota, Viridiplantae, Streptophyta, Magnoliopsida, Malpighiales, Euphorbiaceae. The record is from RefSeq and is a predicted model, not a curated record.